UAAUUUUACCUGGAUGUAAUUUUUACCUGUAAUGUAAUUUGUAUAGCUUCAUGUAAAGGUCAUAUCGUUGCAAACGGUUGGCGUCCUCUAGUGGUGAUUUAAAAAAAAAGUACAUCUCCUUGCCUGGCGGUGUGUGUUCUUCAUCAAAAUGGCACUUCAAAUAUUGUCCAGACUCUCAGAGUUAGUACCAGUGAGAGCGAAGUGUUAUACGACGACCUUCCGGCUGAACUCCAGCGGCGGGCUCAAGGUGGAACACGACCGACAGAAUCGGCGCUUCACCGUUUCUCCGAGAAGCGGGACAGGAGCCAAAGAGACAGCAACACUCCUCUACAAGUUCACAGCGCCAAACCAGGUGGAGCUCCUGUCCACCUUUGUCCCCGAGUCUUUCAGGGGUCAAGGUGUGGCCGCUCUGCUGUCAAAGGCUGCCAUUGACUUCCUGCUUGAGGAGAAGCUGAAGGCUCGAGUGUCCUGCUGGUACAUAAAGAAAUACAUUGAGGCAAACCCUCGUCAGGAUUACAAAGAUGUUGUCAUCAGCUGACACCAUGCUCAGGUUUAUCCUGGCUGAAGCCACCUCAGUCUACACACACAUUGUGCACAUUUGCUGUUCAUCAACACACACACACACACACACACGCACAGCACAGACAAUAUGCUGAAUAUUGCUGAAUAAUGACUGAUGGAUUUAAUUUGCACAAUCAAAUCAAGGUGUUGUAAGGACAUGUGUAAUACAGAAUAUGAGCAGAGAAACAUGUCAAGUGAGUUUUGUAUUUGUUGCCUUUUUGCAAUGCUUCUCUUUUUCUCACAAAAAAGUCUGUCAGUUUAAAAAGCAAUAAACUUAUGAAUUGAUGAUAAUCACAUUCAUGCUAAGCAUGCUUAUCUGCUUUUGGUAAACGCAAGUUGACGUCGUUAGUGGCCUCACAUGAAGAUGGAAUAUUUACACCUUUGCUCCAAUGCUUGGUUCAAAUGACAAAUGCGUCUUGUUGGAGGACGAGGAUUCUUUAAAGGGGACCUAUUAUGCUUUUACUCUUUUCUGACUUACAGUUUUUACAAUGUUGUAUUCUCAUGUUAAACGAUGCCAAUGCGUCAGAUAAUGAGGUUUGCUCGUUUGGAAGUGAGCCCUGAAAGCAGUUUUGGACGGCUCUGCGCGCUGUUUACAAAGUUUUUUUUUAAACACCAAGUUCCAUUGAUGUCAAUGCAACCUGGAAUUCCUUAUAUUGGUAUGACUGAUCUAGUGUAAUGUAUACUAUGUGCUGGAUAAAGAUGUCCAUGAGGCAGAUGUUUUUGAAUUUAGACUUUAUUUUAUUAGGGUAACAUUACGAAUCAAAAGAAGUACAUUUAAAGUCACCGUGUGUGGAAUUGUAGCAUUUGUUACAUGAUUCCUGUCAGCUGACGUGAAGUCCCUUCCUGAUUCGCUGUCGCCGCUGUGCGGCACAAUGAAAUCCCAGCCGGUGCAAACAAUCAUUGGCUCCUGAUGUGGUUGGCGGCUGACGACGAUGACUCAAGCGGUACAUUUAAAAUAAAAUAAAUACAAAUAAAAUAACUGCGGUAAAAUGCACACAACUUUCACAAUUGCCACCCAUUGUAUUUUAAGCCACUAUGUUGAGUAGGUUCUGUGGAAAAGUUACUUGCCAUGAACUCCGUUGCGGAAAUGUGCUUUCCCCCUGCCCCCUCAUUUUCUUGUUUGUUAAUUAAUUAUUGCGUGACUAAGUGGCUAGUGUUGUCAUUGGAUUAAGUUUUUGUUGUGUUACCUUGAUUUCGGCUGUAAUGUUUUCGAUAGUCUUUGUUAUUGAAUUUUGAGGAUGAAACACAUCCAAAAGUGGAUCCACUGUCAUGUUGUACCGCAUCCAUGGUUGUGUCCAUUUUGCAAGUUAAGUUAAUGGGGCCGCACGGUGGUCGAGUGGUUAGCAUGUUGGCCAACACAGAGAUCGGGAAGACCUGCGUUCGAUUCUCCUUUGGGCAUUUCUGUGUGGAGUUUGCAUGUUCUCCCCGUGUGCGCGUGGGUUUUCUCCGGGUACUCCGGCUUCCUCCCACAUUCCAAAACAACAUGCAUGUUAGGUUAAUUGGCGACUCUAAAUUGUCCAUAGGUAUGAAUGUGAGUGUGAAUGGUUGUUUGUCUAUAUGUGCCCUGCCAUUGGCUGGCGACCAGUCCAGGGUGUACCCCGCCUGUCGCCCAAAGUCAGCUGGGAUAGGCUCCAGCAUGCCCCCGCGACCCUAAUGAGGAGAAGCGGUAUAGAAAAUGGAUGGAUGGAGUUAAUGUAAUGUCUCAUUAAUGUAACUUUAGUGAUGCCUAGUGACCAGAGUUCUACAGUACAUAUGACUUGUCUUUCAAUAUUUGACUCAUAAUAGGCCAUAGACAACCAAAACCGACGAGAAUUAAAUUUUUGAAAAACCGCAAUGGAGUGAGGGAGCGUUGUUUGUACUGCGAUGCGAGGGAUGACUGUUGCAGACUACAGUGGUUCACAGCAGAUGUCCGCUUGAUGGCCGCCAUGGACGACUACUCCCCACUGUCUUUGUUCUGCUAAAAGACAAAUGUUAGUCAGCGUGAUGCUAACCUGCGUAUUUCUAAAACAUGCGUGUACAUUGCAACCGUCGCACCUUGGCCAUGUCGCGACUCCUGACUUUCAUCUUGUUCACCUGGGACUCUGCGAUGUCAGCUCGCUCCUCAGCCU
Molecule: messenger RNA, 2669 nt
Organism: Dunckerocampus dactyliophorus (ringed pipefish)
Lineage: Eukaryota; Metazoa; Chordata; Actinopteri; Syngnathiformes; Syngnathidae
Product: protein NATD1-like
Exons: 3
Coding region: 149-538 (129 amino acids)
Source: RefSeq, a predicted model, not a curated record